ACCACCGUAGCCAAGGAUGACGAGUACGAGGGCGAGUACCUGGAGAUCGAGGGCAUCUCGCGCGACCAGGCGGGCGAGUACCAGUGUAGCGCGACCAACGACGUCGCGUCACCAGACACUCGCAGGGUGCGCGUCACCGUCAACUUCGCCCCGACGUACGUGGACGUGAGGAACCUGGGCAUGAUGCUGGGCCACCAGGGAUCCCUGCGCUGCGAGACAGCGGCCCUGCCAGCGCCCAACUUCGAGUGGUUCCGCAACGACAAGAGGCUGGUGAGUGGCGUGCGGGGUCUGCUGAUCACCGUGAGUGGACGUCGCUCGGUGCUCACCUUUCCCAACGUGACGGAGGAGCUCUACGGCAACUACACCUGCCUUGUCUUCAACUCGCUCGGGGGAGCCAACAGCAGCCUCCUGCUCAACCGUGCCACCGCCCUCGCCAACCCGGCCCAGAUACAGGGCACGGGCACAGUUCGUGAUGGCGCUGGAGGCGGCGCCACCGCCAGCGGCGCCCCCUCGCUGCCCCUCCUCCUCCUCCUCCUACUGGGCCUGAGCUCCAACGUCUUCGUUUUUAGAAUGUAACAACAAACAAACAGCAGCAGAUAACAACAACAACAAAAACAACAACAACAAACAACAACAACAAACAAACAGCAGCAGAUAACAACAACAACAAACUGAAACGUAAACAUCAACAAAAAAUAUAGAAUCGAUAAAGUCGCAUCGUCUAACAACACGGACGCACGGACAGACACAUGGCGGUGUUGUCCACGUCGCGCCUAAGCACACAGCAU
Molecule: messenger RNA, 788 nt
Organism: Petromyzon marinus (sea lamprey)
Lineage: Eukaryota; Metazoa; Chordata; Hyperoartia; Petromyzontiformes; Petromyzontidae
Source: RefSeq, a predicted model, not a curated record